Messenger RNA from Strongylocentrotus purpuratus (purple sea urchin), 1129 nucleotides. RefSeq names its product riboflavin kinase (gene rfk). Lineage: Eukaryota; Metazoa; Echinodermata; Echinoidea; Camarodonta; Strongylocentrotidae. The transcript is spliced from 4 exons. Gene Ontology annotation, biological process: FMN biosynthetic process; riboflavin biosynthetic process. Bases 294 to 791 code for a protein of 165 amino acids. The record is from RefSeq and is a predicted model, not a curated record. Gene Ontology annotation, cellular component: mitochondrion. Gene Ontology annotation, molecular function: riboflavin kinase activity.
CUAAAAGAUGUUAGAAUCCAAUGGACCAAUCCCACACAAUUUCUGCUGGCACCGGUGUAUUUAGGGGCAGCUCAACCUAGUAAACCGAGGCCAGAUUUGCCGUUCGAAGUCGAAACCUAUAACUUAAGAUUGAGUAGGUCGUUUCAAAUUCUCAUGUGGACACGCAGUGCAGCAACACAGUCAACAAAACAAACAAAGUCACACAAUUUUGUCUAAUCAAGGCAGCCAUUGCAUUGCCGCAUUAGGACGUGUGGUGUGGUAACUGGUACCGGUACCGUACCGUCAAUCCGUGCAUGUUGCUGCUAAGAACAUCUUACCGGUGCGUAACAACAAUGGCCGAACAUUUACCAUACUUCACGCAAGGUCGUGUCAUCAAAGGGUUUGGAAGAGGAAGCAAAGAACUGGGAAUUCCUACAGCUAACUUUCCAGAGGAUGUUGUGGAGAAUCUGCCUGCUGCUUUUAGCACUGGAGUUUACUAUGGCUGGGCUUGCGUAGAUGAUGGGGAAGUACACAAGAUGGUGAUGAGUAUUGGCUGGAAUCCGUACUACAAAAAUGAAAAGAAAUCUAUGGAAACACAUGUGAUGCACAUCUUUAAAGACGACUUUUACGACUCCAUCCUGAAGGUUUGCAUCCUGGGUUUUAGGAGACCUGAAAAGAAUUAUCCAUCACUAGAUUCCUUGAUAGCAGCCAUCAAAGAAGACAUCGCAGAUGCUGAUAUGAAGCUCUCACAGCCUGAUGCACUCAAGUACAUAGAUGAUAACUUCUUCAGGGAUCUGUCCUCACAGUUAUGACAGUAAACUUAAACAUAGAUAUAUUUUAGUACCAUGUCAAGAGAUUAAUUUUUAUAGUACACAUUGAUAAUUCUACUGCUAAUAUUUGUGCAACAUACCGGUACAUGGUGUUACAAAUUUACGUUUCAUUUUUUAGUGUUUUAUCUGAUGAGGGCUGUUAAUCUGGCCGAAGAAUAUCAAUAUUGUCUUACAUGUUUAGAAGGUAAAAUAGGUCUUUGUUGUGUAUGGAAGUAGAAACAGAUACAUUAUGAACAUGACGGACAAAGAAAGAGGACAAAAUAAACAGUUCCUCAUUCUACCCUCAACAAUUGCUAUUAUGUAAAAAUGUGUAGAACAGG